CAUUCACCAGCUGUGAAAGGUAGUAGGCAAUCUUUUGACAGAUUUGCUGCCUUACUUUACUGUACCAGGUUCUGCAUCCAUUUGCAUGGAGAAGAGGAUAUUCACAUGUGGUCAAACCAUUGCAUGACUCAGCCAGUGGAAUCAAAGGCCCGUCUAUUACUGGAAGAUUGAAAACCAUCACCAACCUACACAAGCCUAAAGAAGUGAAUUGAAUAUUGAUGAGGAAGGCAAGAAUGGUAAUGGAUCAAAGUACAUCAGGAGAGGCAGAGAAACAUCCCCUUCUCCAUCGUCAUGCAACAGGUGGGGACUACAAGCAACAGAGUAUUCAAGAUUGGCUCAACAGUAAUUACACAUCUCUUGUAUAUGAAGACAGGCCUCCGAGCCCACAGGAAGAAGAGAUCAUGCAGAGGAUGAACAGCACAGAAGAUGACUUAAUGCUGGGAGUAGAAGCUAUGAUAUAUCCAAGUUCAAUUCAAAACAUGUCUUUCAAAGAGUUUGUGAGUGCCUUCCACUCUGAAAAACAUCCACCGACAAGAAUGAACAGUCUAGCUUCAAUGACCUCCUUGAACAUUGGACCCAAAAGUGUUUUUGAAUUUCUGAAUCGCUGGCACAGUGACCCUGAGGAACUUCUACUUGACCUUGGGUUUGGCAAAGAGGAGCCUGACAUCUCAACCAAAAUACCAGCUCGUUUCAUCAACAGCUGCUCUGUUGCAACUGGAAUAAACAUAGGAGUCUUUCUGGAAGCUCAGAAGUCACGAAUGGAGAUGGAAAUUCUUGAUAUAUGCAAAAUAACGACCCAAAAUGUUUCGUCUGAGCUCAACAAUGUGCAAAUGCAACCGGUGGACACAAAAACUGAACCUACAGCACUGCUGAGAAGCAUUUCACAGAGAAACCCUUCUAUAGACAUUCAGGAUUCUCAAAAACCUGAAGAAAACUGUGGAAAUAACGAGAAUACUUUGAGCACUUUAGGAAGGGAAAGAAAAUAUGCUUUCCUCUGUGCUCAUACAGUUACUCCUCAAGAUGACAGCAUCAUGUCACAAUGGAAAGUAGAACAGAAUGAAGAUCAGAGAAAGGCACCUGGUUUGUCUCUUGAUUUGAAAACAGCCCAAGAUUAUCCCCUGCCGGAAGCAUCUGCUAAAGACAAAGACUUUCAGUUUCAAAUGCUCCAUGCAAAGAAGCUGAAGCACAGCAUGUGUGACCAGUUACCAGAAUCCUUUGAAAUAGAAGAGGUGAAGAGUUUUGAUGAAGAUAGUUCUCCAGGAAUUGCUGCUAACAAAAAUUGUUCAGAUAUAAAGAGAGAAAAUAGUUGUCAGUCGGAGAGUAGUGGAUUUCUGGAGGAGCCAUUCAUUCCACCACAGAUUCCGAAUGCAUUCAAAAGUGUUGGCUGUGACAGGAUUAAUAGCCAAGACCCCUUCCAAGAAAAGAAACAAUGGCCCACCCUGAUCAAGGAUCUGGGACAAGCAACAUGUAACAUUACUGAGCAAACCUGGGCCCCUGUGUCUGAUGACUGUGAUCAAGCAAAGUUUUCAGAAGCAGCCACAGAAUUACAAGUUUCACAAGAAGAGAACAGCAUCAACAUGGAAACAAUUGAUGUCCUUCCUCACACCUUUGGGGAUCAGCUGGGGAUAGCGGUUCCAUGUGUUGAUAAAGUCACAGGGGAGAAAAGUGAAUUGAACGACAACCAAAACGAUCUUCCCAUGCAAGCUUUAAAAGAUGAUUUUACUGUUGAUGAAAGAUUCUGGGAAAAUAACCAAAUCCAUAAGGAAAAUAGUGAUGUACAUAAUCAAAAUAAUGACCCUGUAUGCAGUAAAGCAGUAAAUGUGAACUAUAGUAAAACUCAGCAAGAAUCCAGCCUUCAUGUACAACACCCUGCUGCUCUAAGCAAAGUAGUGACCACUCAAAGUCCUCAAGAGAAAUUGCAACAAAGGAGUGUCACAGAAGUUUGCUCUUUAGAACCAGUUCCACUUUUAUUUCAAUCUGAUGAAGACUCUUCCGAAAACUCUGAAAUUAAAGAAUGCAGCAAGAUGAGGGAAGCUUCAGUGCAGACUGAAGAUAACACUGAGGAGUUCACUAUUGAACCAAAUAAAUAUGACCAAGUUAGGAAUCCAUCUCUACUUGUGCCUGACUUUCAGACUGGCAGACAAUUUAGAAGAUCAGUUUCAGUGGACACUGGACUACAUAUUAUUGAGCAGAAUGCACAGAAGCUAACUGCCAUCACUCCAACUCAUUGCUGCCGCCAAUGUUACUGUUACCAACAUCAUUGUUCAGCAGCAUGGUUGAAAGGUGACAACGUGAAAUGCCCGCCAAAGACUUCAAUCUCACCCUCAGAGGCACAGCUGAUCAAGACCUUACAGCAGUUACAAGAAACUACAAAGGUGAUCUCUGGAUCUCCGGCCAUACAGGAAAUUGAUAGCAUGAAGCAAUGUCUGCAGAGUUUUCAGAAUACAUUGGUGGACAUAGAACAAGACAUCAUUGAAGACCAGGGUUCAGUCGACAUUGCUUUAACUGAAGAAGAAAGAGAGGAUGUGAGAUGGCUACAGAAGUUACACCAGGCAGUGCGUGAAGAGGUCAAAGAAUUAGAGGUUCUUCUUGAGGAUCGGGCUCGACAAUUUAGAGAAGCAAUGAAAACACGGUUGCUAAGCUUAUUGGAUGAACAGUCUUCAGUCAACCCAUACCAGGAAGUGCUGAAGCAAACGGGGGAUGUGGUAUCAGAUAGCCAGCUUUGUCCUUCAUCCGUCUGUACGACAUCAGCGCCAGCAGCCGUCACCAACUUCGAUCAGCUGGAAUCAAAUCCAGGCACAAGUCUCUCAAUGUAUUCCAUGUUACGACAUAGUCUGGUCAGUUCAGCAGCUACUUCAACUUCAAAUCAAACUGAUCCUGAAGCCCGUUCAGAAGCUGUCAAAGAUACAGAAUUAAUCAAAAAUAAACACCAUCAAAAAGAAACUCUGGAAUUCAGAACCAUUCUACGACAGAUUAAACAAUCAUUUCAACAGUUCAGAUUGGUGCGUGACCAUGACUGAAAAUGCUAACUAAAGAUGUUUCACAGAUGAUUCAAACACAAAAUCUUGAAAAUUUCUAUUAAAUGAAGCAACUCAUUAAAGCAAUGCAACAGGAAUCUGAAGAGAACAUUGCACAGGAAAAAAGAAUCUUUUUUACUGAGACUGCACUUUUCUCAUAUUUUCUCAUGUUUUGUGAGCUACUUUGAACCCAAUUUCUGAAUCAAGCUCUUCCACCAAUCGCAAUUCUGCAUUGCUUUAUUAAAACAUGUAAACUGAUGAAAUAUUUUAAAAAUGCCAACUUUAAUCAUUUAUUAUGGCAAGCUUCACGUGGAAUUUACUGCAGUUUGCUCCCAUUUGUUGGAGUUGUACUCUGCUGCUAUUGUUGCUGUUACUCAGAAUUAAACACUGUA
This is a messenger RNA of Mobula hypostoma (lesser devil ray), 3409 nucleotides long. It is a transcript of the gene itprid1, whose product is annotated as ITPR interacting domain containing 1. Gene Ontology annotation, molecular function: signaling receptor binding. The transcript has 18 exons. The record is from RefSeq and is a predicted model, not a curated record. Lineage: Eukaryota; Metazoa; Chordata; Chondrichthyes; Myliobatiformes; Myliobatidae. The coding region runs from base 219 to 3020 and encodes 933 amino acids.